This is a messenger RNA of Lachancea sp. 'fantastica', 639 nucleotides long. The record is from the annotation of a GenBank genome assembly. Lineage: Eukaryota; Fungi; Ascomycota; Saccharomycetes; Saccharomycetales; Saccharomycetaceae.
AUGAAUUCAACAGUAAUAUUCAUUGAAAGAUCAGCUCCAGCGACUAUCACAGACUUCUACGAUGUGCUUGCCAACGACUUGAUAUCAGUCAAGGAAAAGUGGUCAUUCGAGUUCAAAACAUUCCGAUUCACAGUGAAAAAGCUGCCUCCAGAUAGUCCGCGACUCAUGCAUUCUAUAAGCUUCAGUCACCAUGGAAAUAAGACUGUAACCAUCAAAAAUAAAGCAGCGAUUGUGACAUCGACCAAUCCAGGAGAUAUUCCAGCAUCGCAGAUCCUGAACGGAUGCUCUUCGCGCUCAAGUGAACCAUUUGAUCACCUUCUCACAUCAAAAUUGUCAAAUUUGUGGACUCAAAGGCAGAGCAUCAAAGGUGAUUUUGGAAGUACUUAUCAAACGGCUGAACUUAUCAUCAGAGCUACGAAUGUCUUCUCUUAUGGGGGGUUUAAAGGACUGCUCAUUGAACUGGAGUGUGAGGAAAAUGUCCAGGAUACAGAUUUCCAACAAAGAGUCGAGAAAAUACGAAAGUAUUUGAAGGAGAUUGGCAUAGAGGACUAUAAAAUAUGCGGCGAGUCUAUGGACCCGUUGCUGAAAAACUACGCGUGCGACCUGGCAUUCCAGUAUGUCAAGGUAUUAGAGUUCUGA